AUGGCCGUCAGUUCAUCCUUGCAGGUGGCGUUCAACCGCCACAUCAACGCCGAGUUCUACUCGUCGUAUCUCUAUCUCUCCAUGUCCACCUAUUGCGAUUCCAUCGACCUCCCCGGCUUUUCCCACUGGAUGCGCAUUCAGAGCCAGGAAGAGUACGACCAUGCCAUGCGCAUCCUCACCUACCUUGAGGACCGCGACGGCCGCGUAACCCUCCUCCCCAUCGAGCAGCCCGCCAUCGAGUUCGACUCGGUGGAAGACGUCAUGCGGCAGACCUUGGGCCACGAGCAGCACGUUACGCAGCUGAUCAAUGAGCUGUACGCCGUGGCUGCCGAAUCCGCCGAUUUCGCGAGCCAGGUGAUGCUGCAAUGGUUUGUGAACGAGCAGGUCGAGGAAGAGAAGACGGCCCGAGAUGUGAUCGCUGCGCUGGAUAAAGUGGCCGGACGCAGCGACGCACUACUACUGCUGGACCGAGAGAUGGCGGCUCGCGUACCGACUCCCGCCGCCGCCUGA
Messenger RNA from Geodia barretti, 510 nucleotides. NCBI's taxonomy places the organism in Eukaryota, Metazoa, Porifera, Demospongiae, Tetractinellida, Geodiidae. The record is from the annotation of a GenBank genome assembly.